AUGCAGACCCUGCGGCGGGAGGCUGCCCGGCCCUACGUCCCCUUGGGCACCCUUGAAGUUGACUUCCCACCCCCUCACUCCAGCGAUGACUACCUGUCCAUGGAGGGGCCUCGCUGGACACCGGCCAUCAAGCAUGGGACGCGCUGGAAGUAUUCGCCCAUGGGACGCGACGCAACCGGCCAGCUGAUGUACACCGGCCUGACCAACUCGGACCCCCGCGAAGCCUGGUACAACAUGCCCCGGGCCCUGGACAGCCCCUACCGCGAGGCCUACGCCCGCUGGCACGGCUGCUUCGACCACCGACAGCGGGGCCUGCCCUCUGCCUACACCCAGCACGUGCGCGACACCGCGUGGUACGACCCCGUGCUCCCCGCCCAGUACAAGAGCCCGAGCACCCGCUGGGGGAGCGCGCUGUGGAGAGACCGGCUCCUGCGCGGCAAGGACUACGUGGUGAACCGGAACCGGUUCGGGGAGGAGCCGCGUGGGACAUGGGACUACGUGCCGUGCCUGUCGGCGCCGCAGCGGCCGCGCUACGCCUCGCGGGCCCCGCGGACCUGGGGCCUGGAGCCCUGCUGCGUGGCGCCGCCGCCACGGUCCCUCCCUAUGCGCGCGCCCGCGUUCCGAUAA
Messenger RNA from Perognathus longimembris pacificus (Pacific pocket mouse), 627 nucleotides. It is a transcript of the gene Tektip1, whose product is annotated as tektin bundle interacting protein 1. The transcript has 4 exons. Lineage: Eukaryota; Metazoa; Chordata; Mammalia; Rodentia; Heteromyidae. The record is from RefSeq and is a predicted model, not a curated record. The coding region runs from base 1 to 627 and encodes 208 amino acids.